Molecule: messenger RNA, 2519 nt
Organism: Brienomyrus brachyistius
Lineage: Eukaryota; Metazoa; Chordata; Actinopteri; Osteoglossiformes; Mormyridae
Product: RNA-binding motif protein, X chromosome-like
Exons: 9
Coding region: 92-1201 (369 amino acids)
Biological process (GO): positive regulation of mRNA splicing, via spliceosome
Cellular component (GO): spliceosomal complex
Molecular function (GO): RNA binding
Source: RefSeq, a predicted model, not a curated record
AUAAAAGACCCAUGUCACGUGAUUACUAUAAAACCUGCAUGCGCCUUUGUUUGACUCCUGUUGCGCACUGUUAUUUGAUUGCGACGCGAUCAUGGCAGAGGCUGAUCGACCGGGGAAGCUUUUCAUCGGUGGGCUGAACACCGAAACGAGCGAGAAGGCCCUUCAACAGUGUUUCGGCAAAUACGGCAGAAUAGUGGAAAUAAUCCUAAUGAAGGAUCGGGAAACUAACAAGUCCAGAGGGUUUGCGUUUAUAACUUUCGAGAGACCUUCAGAUGCAAAGGAUGCUGUCAAGGAAAUGAAUGGAAAGUCCCUUGAUGGUAAGCCAAUCAAAGUAGCACAAGCAACAAAGCCUCAGUUUGAGUCAGGACUGCGCCGCGGGUAUGGCUUCAGAGGAGCCCAUGGAGGCCCGCCAGCGAUGAGGGCCCCCCCCCCCAGAGGAUUACCAUCUCGAGAACCUCUGGCACUAAAGAGAAGUUCCCCAAUUCGGAAUGGAGGUCCCCCACCCAAACGAAUGGCAUUCUCAGGACCAAUGAGCAGGCCUCCCAUGUCCCGAGAACGGGAUUCUUAUGGGCCUCCACCUCCUCGCCGGGAUCCCAUGAUGUCCAGGAGAGAUGAGUACCCGUCCCCUCGGGAUGAUCACUACAGCAGCAGAGACAGCUACUCCAGCCGUGACUACUUGAGCUCCCGGGAUUCCAGAGAUUACGGUCCUCCGGCUCGGGAUUACCCGUACCGCGAUUCCCCACAUUCCAGCUCACGGGACGAGUAUGGAUCUAUUUCACGAGGCUACAGUGACCGUGACAGCUACGCUGGGGCCCGUGAGCACAGGACUUACAUGGAUCGCCCCAGCGCCAGCUCGUACAGGGACCCCUACGACGGAUAUGGUAACUCUCGCAGCGCCCCAUCCUCAAGGGCCCCCCCUCCGUCCUACAGUGGGAAUGGUGGAGGCAGUCGCUAUGACGACUAUGGCAGCGGGUCCCGGAAUGGAUACAGCGGUCGUGAGAGUUAUGCCAGCAGUCGGGCCGACCCGUAUUCCACUAGCCGCGGUGAGCGAAUGGCCAGGCAAGAGAGGGGGCCCGACCCUCACGUCGAGAGAGGCUACCCUCCUCGUGACGUUUACGGCGGCUCGAGCCGUGGGGCGCCCCGUGGUGGUGGCCGGGGAGGUAUCCGGCCCGAACGAGGAAUGGCUGGCAGCAGAUACUGAAGUGGAACAUGCGAGGAGUUUAUGGGGCUCAGACUGCGCAUCUUUUCAGUUCACUGGCACAAAGGCGGAAACUCAUCUGGACACAGAUUUUAAAAUGUCGUUUUCAAAAAAAAAAAAAACAAACCUGUAGCUCUGAGCUCCCCACCUUUUUGCCUACUUUCUCCAUCCUUCUGAAACAUUAGGCUUCUUUAAAUUGUUGUGGUCUACAGAUUUUCCAUUUUGAUAGUACUGUUGACAUUUUUGUGUUUUUUUUUAAUUUUUUUUUUAUGUUCUUAAGUGCUGUUAAAUACGCAGUUCCCUGGAUUAACAUGCCUUUCAUUUACGAAUAAAGCUUUUUCAUCAAACUCCUGAUCGCAACUCAUAGCAAUCAAAAGGUACGAAGCUCUGAUAGCUCUUCAGAAGUCAACUAAUGCAGAUGCAUUUGCUGGUCAGAGUGGUUUCAGAAGAAAGCCUGUCCCUUUCAAACGCUCCUUGGUUCUUGGUGCGAACCAAGCUCCUCUCAUUCAGCUAUAAACUGGUUCAUAAAAACAUCAGAUCCCUUUCAGCAAAAGCAAGAGAUGUUUCUAUCCACCAAAUAAAUAGCAACAGGGAGUAAGCAAGUCAAUUUUAAAUUAUGUAACCCCCCCAAAAAAAAUGUUGGCGCACAAGUACUCAUUGACUCUGAUCCCUAAGUAGUCUUCAGUUCCCCUACUGCACAAAAGUGUGAUCUUGGGAAGAAGUACCUUUUUAAACACUGGAUUCAACAUAAUUGUAUUGUGGAGGCACCAAUCUCCUUGUCACAAAAUGAAACCUUUUUAUCUCUUUGCUUGAAGUUAUUACUGGCUAUAAUGAUGUGGCUUUAGGCUGAAGGUAUGUACCUUCGUCCAUCCAGUGGAACUACUGACAGUCAUCAACUUUCACUAAAGGAUGAAUUUGCUUCAACCAAGCUGAAAUGAUCUUGCCUGUUAUAUCAAACUGAGGUGAGGUGUGUGAAAGAAAAUUCUGGGAUCGGUGUGGGGAAGCAAGUGCUACCAGAGACGGGUAACUACAAAUUUAAAGAGGUUCUCCUUGUUGCAGGAUAAAAUCUGGUUUUAAUGGAACGAACAGGCAGUUCUUGAGUUCCUGCUCCUGAUUUGCCAUUCUCCAAAUCGGUCAUCUAAGGUAAAGAUCACUUGUUUUUGUGUUGUUAAAAACAUGCAAAGUAAAAUAUUGUGAGAUUGAGCUUGUAUAUAUGAAAACAGAGCCCCCAAACCCUGCAUACCAGCUCCUCUGCAAGAAGCAUCUGGAGUUAGACAAUUCCUCUUUCCAAAGUACUCUAAAUAAAUACCUUUUAAGAAUA